Molecule: messenger RNA, 1775 nt
Organism: Lecanosticta acicola
Lineage: Eukaryota; Fungi; Ascomycota; Dothideomycetes; Mycosphaerellales; Mycosphaerellaceae
Source: the annotation of a GenBank genome assembly
AUGGCUGAAGACUCCUCAAUUCCAGAUGCGAAAGGACGGCAAGCUUCCGCGAGCGUGGCAGCAGAAGGCCUGGCUAGCGAAGAUGAUGCCGCAAUGCUCGGUCAGUGUGCUGUCUACGCCUGCCUUCAACACGCCGUACUAAGAAUGCCUUAGCCAAGCUUGGAUACAAGCAAGAAUUGCGUAGGAACUUCACCAUGAUAGAAGUGUUCGGGCUCUCAUUCUCCAUCAUGGGCCUUCUACCAUCGAUUGCUAGCACGCUUACCUAUUCGAUUCCCGCGGGCCCUGGAGGUAUGGUCUGGAGCUGGUUCCUUGCCAGCAUGUUCAUUUUCUUUGUAGGACUUGCAAUGGCAGAUCUUGGAAGUGCGAUGCCGACGUCCGGAGGUUUGUACUGGUGGACCCACUACUUCAGCAGCCCGAAGACACGAAAUGCCCUCUCUUUCUUGGUCGGCUACAGCAAUACACUUGGGCUGGUCGGCGGCCUGUGUUCGAUCGACUACGGGUUCUCGUUGAUGCUUCUGAGUGUGCCAACGAUCGCUACUGACGGCCGAUGGAGCCCAUCUGAUGGUGUGAUCUAUGCCGUAUUCCUAGUCUGUGUGCUCCUGCACGGCAGUCUGGCGAGCACUCUUGGCAAGAUCAUGGGGAAACUGCAGACCGUUUUCGUCAUUCUCAACUUCGUCCUAAUACUUGCAACUAUCAUAGCCCUGCCCAUUGGACGCGCUUCUCAAAGGAACGAUGGCCGCUUCAUCUUCGCGGAGAUUGACAACCUCACUACUUGGCCCAAGGGCUGGACUUUCAUGCUAGCAUGGCUCAGUCCCAUCUGGACGAUUGGCGGCUUCGACAGCUGCGUACACAUGGCCGAAGAGGCCGCGAACGCUACCAGAGCCGUGCCAUACGGGAUCAUCAUGUCUAUUGGGAGCUGCUGGAUCUUCGGAUUUAUCAUACUCAUUGUCAUCGCGGCUUGCAUGAGUACCGAUCUGGACAGUAUUUUGAACUCCCCGUUUGGGCAACCGAUGGCGCAGAUCUACUAUGAUGCUCUUGGAAAGUCUGGUGCAAUUGGUCUGAUGACUCUGCUCUUCAUUGUGCAAUUUCUCAUGGGCCUCAGCAUCCUAGUCGCCGCUUCACGCCAGAGCUGGGCAUUUAGCCGAGACGGUGCUCUGCCGUUCUCUAAAUUCUUCCGCGUGAUUAGCCAGAGAAUGGGAUACAUUCCACUUCGCGCAGUCUGGGGAUGCGUGCUCGUAGCCGCCGUUCUUGGUCUGCUUUCCCUCAUUGCCCCAGCUGCAGCCCAGGCGCUCUUCUCGCUCGCCGUCGCCGGCAAUAACGUGGCAUGGGGUAUACCUAUCUUUGCGCGAGUCGUCUGGGGCCAGAAGAAGUUUAAACCCGGACCAUUCUACACCGGCCGCUUCAGCAUUGCUAUUGCGUGGAUAGCCAUAGUAUUCAUUGUUUUCGGGACUACACUGGCGAUGUUUCCCGUUGACGGGCCGACCCCAACUGCAGAUACGAUGAAUUAUACGGUGGUGAUUAACGGAGCCGUCUGGGGAGGUGCGCUACUUUACUACUUUGAGGAAAUGGUGAGUUACAUAUGCGUUCGUCCGAAAGCUUGCUCCACGACAGGAGAGCUUACAUGUGAUAGGUUUACCGGACCGAAGAUCACGCUCAGCCUGGAUGGCUUGAGCGAAAGUCAGGAGCGAGCUCUUGCAGAUGAGAGGCUGGAUGUUCAGAGAGUGCAGCGGGAUGAACUGGACCCUGCACAGCUGCCUAAGUCAAUCGAUGCUUAG